GGGGCUGGGAGCCCCGGCCCGGCCAUGAGUGCCCACCUGGCCGUGCCGCCCUACCUGCCCUACCCCGACGCGGUCAUGUAUGGGGACUACUUCUGGUUCUCUCCAGGGAGCAUGGACUGCGUGCCGGCCGAGGAGGCGGCGGCGGCGGACCCCCUCCCCUUCCUCGCGGCGGAGAAGACGCCCAGCCACCCAGAUGUUUCUCCAACUUCCUCCAGCUCUGGGACACUCACCCAUUACACCCCUGACUCUGCCACUAGCCCCACCGCAGAGCGCCCAUCUCCCCAUGCCCCUUUGCAGAAGGCCAAGGAGGAAGGCGAGGGCAUGAUGAAGAAGGCCAAGAGCCGCACAGCCUUCUCCCAGGGGCAGCUGCAAAUCCUGCACCAGUGGUUCCAGACCCAGAAGUACCUCAGCCCCCAGCAGAUCCGGGAGCUGGCUGCUCUCCUGGGGCUCACCUACAAGCAGGUGAAAACAUGGUUCCAGAAUCAACGGAUGAAAUUUAAACGUUGCCAGAAGGAGACUCAGUGGAUGGAAAAAGGGAUGUAUCUACCACAGAAUGGGUUUCAUCAGGCUGCAUACCUGGAUAUAACCCCCACAUUUCACCAGGGCUUCCCUGUGAGUGCCAGCAGAAACCUUCAGGCUGUGACCAACAUGCACCAGGCUUUCAGCAGUGGCCAGACUUAUGGGAAUGGGCAGAGCCUGUACUCGUUCAUGGCUGUGGAGGAUGAAGGGCUUUUUGGAAAAGGUGGGACAAGCUGCAAUACCCAGCAAGCCAUGGGUUUAUUAAGCCAGCAGAUGAACUUCUAUCACGGCUACCCUGCUGAUGUGGAUUAUGUCAGCCUGGAGUCAGAAGACACCUACAGCUUCCCGAGCACCUCUGACAGUGGCACACCGUUCUCAGGCUCUCCUGUAUGGCAUCAGUACCAGGCCCCUUGGCAUCCCCUGGGGACCCAGGGUGGUUAUGAGUCUUAGGUCUAAGUAUUUUUGUCUCCCUUCUCCUGUUUUCUGUCAUGAGGUUUCUAGGGCCUUGACUCAGGGAUCCAGUUUCUGUUCCUUUCUCUUGCCCUUCCUCCCAUUUUAACCGUUGGUGGGGCUCAGCACCCUGCUGUCUUGGGCUAGCUUUCUGUUUAAAGGCACCUGUCUGUUCAUAGCUAACCCUUGGCAAGGGUGUUUUGUGUGUGGAUAGAUGGAACUUCAUUCAUGGAGGGGAAUGUGCAAUGCCACAGCCAGAAGCAGCAGAGGUGGCAAAAGUCCGUGUUUGCUGUCCAGGUCUCACCUUCUGCUGCUCCUGUAGCAGGUGUCUUGCAGCAGAGCUUUGCUGGAGAAGGAAACCCCAUACUUCAGCAUAUUUCUCCCAGAAAUACCCUGUUGUAGCCCAGAAUUUUUCCUGCUGUCUUGCCUAUUUCUGUUGCUACCUCAGCUAACUGCUAAUUGGUUCUUCAUCUCCAUCCUCUCCUCCCUAGCCAAAAAGCUACAUGAGAUCAUCUGAUUUCAGAUGACUUGAUCCAGUUACUCUCAGCAGCUGUUCCUGGAGCGGUCAGCAGUGUCUGCCCCUUGCUUGCUGCCCUCCUGUGUACAUAGGAGAGGAGGGAGGAGCAGAGGAGAGAAAGUGGGGUAAAGUAUUGCUUGUAUCUCACAAGGAAACUUUGGGUUUUAAAGCUGCUAAUUUGUCCCUGUCAGCUCAUUCGGGAUGGUGUCUCUGGGACUGUCCCCACCCAGUUUAGAUCUUGCCUUUCUACAUCUCUGCUGAGAGACUGUUGGCUUGUUCCAGCCUGUGAAUUGCAGCAGAGGGUAGCCUGAAGUGCCAUUGCUGGAAGUGUGAAGAGUGGUUGUGCGUGGUCAUCUUUGGGGUGGUGAGAACAGCCUGCUUAUCUGUACGUGAUGACCCCCUAGCACUUUCACAAACACAGCACCCACUGCAGUGCUGCUUCCUCUGGAGUAGCGGCAGGCAGCUAGGUAAAGAACUUGGUGAUUUUUUAAUGUCACUUAUCCUGGAACUUGGAUGUUGGGGCAGCGGAAUCCUGUUGGAUCCCAGUGGAGUUGUCAUCCAAGGGGCUCUAGAGCAGGAUUGUUCUCUGCUCUUUUGUCUAGUCCCAGUUUUAAGAGUGUUAAGCUGGUAAGAUUUUUGUUUCUUCCCCAGCGCUUAGUUGAAUCUCUUCUGUAUUAUUUUGCUGGAAAGGGCACUGGCUGUCUCAUCUGGCAGAAGUACCUAAGCCCCGGGGGAAGGCAAGGAGUUUAGAGAAACCUAGUUAGACAAAAUGAGGAAAAUGCCAAUUAAAAUUUUCAGUUUCCUAUUUUAAAAUAACUGAAUCCUUUCCAGUAUGGAGAAACUGGAAGUCAGCUGUGGAAUGAAGAUGUGUAGUAGAGUCCAGUCUGCCACUGCCCAAGAAUACAAAAUGGCAUGAGCUGGCAAGAAUAAAUGAGGUGGUAAAAGCAUAAAUAUUUCUGUGGUAGGGUUCUUUUGUGGUUAGGGCAACCUAACCAGUUUUUACUGCAACCCUGUCUUCAGCUGUCUGCGCAAGGGUUGUAUGUCAUAGUUAAACUGUCACUGCAAAGGAGGCAAACACUUGUUGUUCCAGAACAAUUUUUCUUAAAGUUUUCUUGCAGUGAUCUCAACCAUGUUUUAU
This is a messenger RNA of Falco peregrinus (peregrine falcon), 2624 nucleotides long. Its product is annotated as homeobox protein NANOG. Lineage: Eukaryota; Metazoa; Chordata; Aves; Falconiformes; Falconidae. Gene Ontology annotation, molecular function: DNA-binding transcription factor activity, RNA polymerase II-specific; RNA polymerase II cis-regulatory region sequence-specific DNA binding. The record is from RefSeq and is a predicted model, not a curated record. The coding region runs from base 25 to 969 and encodes 314 amino acids. Gene Ontology annotation, biological process: regulation of transcription by RNA polymerase II. The transcript is spliced from 4 exons.